AUGGACGACGACGACGGCGACGGCGACGACCCUACGAUUAUCAUCGACGUGUCGGCCUGGCCAAGAGUGUCCUUCGCCCGCGCGGAGGAGCGCCUCUUCGAGGCGGACGGCGCGCCGGCGGCGUCGUUCGACGCGGCCGGCGCGCGCGGCGAGGCGGCCUACGCCGCGGCGUUCCGCCGGGCCUUCGCCGCGCUCGGCGCGGCGCCGGAGGACGCGUCGGUCGUCGCCGUCGCCGACGUCGUCCGCGACGGCGCGGCGCGGGCCGCGUGCGCCGCGGCGGCGCUCGGCGACCUCCGCUGCCGCCGCGCGGCCGCGGCGGGCGCGGCCUGGUGCGGCCUCCUGGGCCACUGCACGCAGGUCGAGCCGCAGGUCGCGCUCGUCCGCGCCGGUGGCGCGUGGACGGCCGCGCCCAUGGAGGACGGCGCCGUCGACGCGGCGCGCGCCGUCGCGGCCGCCGACGGCACGGCCGCCGCCGCCGCGCGCGCCGUCGUCGACGCCGUCCGCGCCUUCCCGGAGAACGCAUCGCGCUACUACGGCCGCGUCGUCGUCGUCGACCAGGACGGCGGCGACGACGCGCGCGCCGUCGCCGCCGCGCUCGCGGACAUGGCCCCGGGCUGCUACAAGGUCGCCGUGCGCGCCGCGCCGCCGGGCGCGGCCCUCCGCGGGGCCUUCUGGCUCGACCACUUCUCCCGCCGGGGCGCGGGCGGCGGCUACCUCGCCCGCGAGGCCUUCGACGACCUCGUCGCGGGCCCGGACGGCGCCGCGGGCCUCGCGCGCCGCUUUGUGGAUUAUUAG
Messenger RNA from Aureococcus anophagefferens, 795 nucleotides. RefSeq lists its product as hypothetical. The transcript has a single exon. The coding region runs from base 1 to 795 and encodes 264 amino acids. NCBI's taxonomy places the organism in Eukaryota, Pelagophyceae, Pelagomonadales, Pelagomonadaceae. The record is from RefSeq and is a predicted model, not a curated record.